AUGAAACCUUCUUCUUGCUGGAUAUCCCCAGCUAAACUUCAUUUUUCAUCCGCUUCUGCGAGACCGGCGAAAUCAGCCGUAGUCCACAGGAUUUCGGGGUGGGCCCGAUACAAUGCUUUAACACAUCUUCAACUACCAACUUCAUAUUCAUCACCUUAUUCUUCAUGGCUUCGAUCUACUGCUGCUUGGAUGGCUGUUGCUCGUCGCUUUUGGGCAGCAUCCAUUCCUCAGUAUCCCUCCCGUCGUGUCGUAGUCCGACGCAGCGGAUUUGCCACUCUACUUUUUUGCAACAUUCCUCAGGCUGAAGCUCCAACAGCUGUCACCGUAUCUGUGGCUUCAUCUUCAUCAAAAUCAUCUUCUACUCGAAAUAGAUCCAGACCUGUUGCUAUUUUCGCAACAUCUAACUUAUUUUCAGAUAAUUUAGCUAGAAGCAUUUCGGGGUCUGGGAUUUCUUUUUCUUGGAAACCUUGCUUGCGUGCUUUCCACACGUCUAUCUCGCGUCAUUCCAAUAAACAACAAAGCAACUUAGCUGAUGAAGAUGAUCAGCAGCAAAAAUUUGUAAAUGUUCUUCCAGGAAAUACUAUCAACCAUUACUCGUAUUUCCCGCUUCCAAGGACACCUUCAAUCCAAUUGCCCAAACCCGCCGAUGAAAAACAUCUCCAAAUCCAAACCCCAUACCCCACUGAUAUUAAACACUACUACAUACCCGGCGGUCAGUCUAAAUUAAAAUCGCCCGAUAAUACCAAGUCGUCUUCUUCAAGUUAUUAUGAGUCCUGGAUGCCACGAAUGCCCGGGCGCCGACCAUCCAAAGCUGAGCUCUUAGCACGUGCCACCAGCACGCUUCAACGACUCAAUAUUCAUUGGAGAUGGGCUCUAUUCAAACAGGUACGACCUAUUACUACCGAUGACAUCAGCGCAUUUUUCUCAUGGAUCCUUGUUGGAAAUAUUAUUUGGAUUCUACUUGGUACUACAACGUUUUGUUCAAUUCUUCUUUUUACAAUGAACACCGUUUUUGCCCAAGAAUAUAUUGCUCAAGUGGUCGGUAACUUCAUUACAAAAAACACUGGACUCACUGUAGUUUUCGAAAAUGCAAUUGUUCCACACUGGAGCGAUGGGAAAAUCUCCUUUAAUAAAGUUUUCGUUUCACGUCGACCCAACCGCGGUAAUCAUCGUGUUCAAAAGGGUUCACAAGCUGCAGCUGCAGCCGCAGCAUCUAGUGAAAUCACUGAUGGUUCAUCUUCAUCUUCUGAUUCUCCCAAUAAACCUGUCGAUACUGGAAAUUAUACCCAAUUUGACCUUACAAUAGAUACCGUUUCAGUCACUCUAUCACUAUCCAAGUGGAUGAAUGGUGGCGGUAUUGUUCAAGAUGUUGAAGUCAAAGGUCUACGUGGAAUUGUAGACCGCCGUAUGGUCAAGUGGGAUCCCAAUGACGAUCCAGUAAACCACAAAAAUAUUCACAAGCCAGGAGACUUUGAGAUUGAGAACUUUAAAAUGGAAGAUGCCCUUGUGACACUUCACCACCCUGGCGGCUUUCGACCUUUCCGUGUCAGUAUCUUUAAUUGUGAACUGCCACGUCUCCGUAAGCACUGGCUAUUUUACGAUAUUCUUUCAGCAAACAAUAUGUCAGGCUCUUACGAUAAUUCUCUUUUCACUAUCCAUCCUCGCCAGCUGGAAAAUGUUUCUUCAUUUGAUUCAGAAUCUGAGGGAAAUGGUAAUCCUUGGCGCAAGGUGAAUCGCCUGCGUAUUGAUGGCGUCAACAUUGAUCACCUUAACCGUGGAGUCCAAGGUCCAUUUGGCUGGAUUGAAAGUGGUAAUGUCGACAUGAUGGCUGACAUUAUGUUCCCUGCGGAAGAAGAAAAUAUAAACUUUGCGCAGGUUCUUCGUGACAUCAAGGCGUCAUGGACUACAGGUAUCCAUCAAAUGACGGAUGCCCGCAAAAGUUCUCAUAAAAAGAAGAGAGGCUCAAAGAAGGACGACGAUGCAAGUCCUCUUGAAUGGAAUUCUAGUUUAAUUGUUCCAGGUGCUGAAUCCACAAAUACACCAACUGCAAACAAAUACAUUGUUUUAGAUUUGCGUGUCCAGCUCAACAAUUCUCGGGCUGUGGUUCCAUUAUUCACUACUGACUUGACUUAUAUCAACAAUGCACUCAUUAGGCCAAUUGUAGCCUACAUCAACUCACGCGACACAUACAUUCCCAUCAAUUGCCGUAUUGUCAAGCGCUACGAUGACUUUGAAGGUUCAUGGACCAUGUAUGAUUCUCGUCUUAUGGAUGACAUUAGUGCUGCCGUGUAUGAUGCUUUUGCCGCAAACAUUAUGGACGACGAGGCUCGUGCCAUGCGUAUGCGCAAAGUUGGGUUCUGGAGUAUGCAACUUGCACUCCAACUCUUCUUACUGAGUCUCGGUGCUAUUGCGUAA
This is a messenger RNA of Magnusiomyces paraingens, 2415 nucleotides long. RefSeq lists its product as uncharacterized. Gene Ontology annotation, cellular component: mitochondrial inner membrane. The transcript has a single exon. Gene Ontology annotation, biological process: mitochondrion inheritance. The coding region runs from base 1 to 2415 and encodes 804 amino acids. The record is from RefSeq and is a predicted model, not a curated record. NCBI's taxonomy places the organism in Eukaryota, Fungi, Ascomycota, Dipodascomycetes, Dipodascales, Dipodascaceae.